This is a messenger RNA of Calypte anna (Anna's hummingbird), 942 nucleotides long. RefSeq names its product olfactory receptor 12D3. Lineage: Eukaryota; Metazoa; Chordata; Aves; Apodiformes; Trochilidae. Gene Ontology annotation, biological process: G protein-coupled receptor signaling pathway. The transcript has a single exon. The coding region runs from base 1 to 942 and encodes 313 amino acids. The record is from RefSeq and is a predicted model, not a curated record. Gene Ontology annotation, cellular component: membrane. Gene Ontology annotation, molecular function: olfactory receptor activity; G protein-coupled receptor activity.
AUGCGGAACCAGACCCAGGUCAGUGAGUUCGUCCUUUUGGGCCUCAGCCAUGUCCAGAGGCUGCAGUACUUACUCUUCAUCUCCUUCCUGCUGCUCUACUUGACCGUUCUUCUGGGCAAUGGGGCCAUUGUGGCCACGGUGAUCUCUGAGCCUCAGCUCCACAAACCCAUGUACUUCUUCCUGGGGAACCUUUCCUGCCUGGACAUUUUCUACUCUACAGUCACUGUUCCCAAGAUGCUGAGCGUCUUCCUUUUGGGGCACCAGCCCAUCUCUUUUGGUGGCUGCUUGGCCCAGCUCCACUUCUUCCACUUCCUGGGCAGUACAGAGGCUGUGCUCCUGGCCACCAUGGCCUAUGACCGCUGGGUGGCCAUUUGCAAUCCUCUGCGCUACCCCCUUGUCAUGAGCCCACGGGCUUGUCUGCUGCUGGCUGUGGCCAGCUGGGCCACUGGCUUUGUGUAUGCCCUGAUGCACUCUGUCAUGACCUCUCAGCUGGCUUUCUGUCACCAGAACCACAUCCAUCACUUCUUCUGUGACGUCAAGCCACUCUUGAAGCUGGCUUGCAGUAGCACCACCCUCAACAUGAUCCUCCUCAACACUGUCACCACAGCUAUUGCACUGGGCUCCUUCAUUCUCACAGCCCUCUCCUACCUCUGCAUUCUCUCCUUUGUCUGCCAGAAAGUCCAGUCCCAGGAAGGAAGAUGGAAGCUCUUCUCCACCUGUACCUCCCACCUCACAACUGUGGCACUGUUUUACAUACCAGUGCUCUUCAGUUAUACACCCCCCUCCUCUGGAAGCUCCCAUGAAAGGGAUAUGCAGGUGUCUCUCGUCUACAGUGCUGUCACCCCAGCUCUCAACCCCUGGAUCUACACUCUCAGGAACCAGGAGGUGAAAUCUGCCCUGAGAAAAAUGUUAGGGAGAAAACUCUUUCCUGGAGCCAAGUGA